AACUCGGGAACCAAUGCAGCUACAGGCUACAGCGUCGCGGUAAAACGCAUUUGAUAGCUAUUUUAACGCUCUUUCUGCGUACUGUCCUCAGAUUUCAGCUAUGAUCAACGGUUUAGCCCCCAGAGAGCAAGAACUCUGAAAAUAGCUGUUUUUUACGAUCACGUCGAAUGACCAUGGACUUUGAACAAGUCUUUUUGAAAAUUUGACCAAAGGUCAAGCUCAUCUAAGCUGUUUCAUCGCUCUAGCAUGCCCCCAUCAAAAGUUAUCAUCGAAAGACCGCAGGGAACAUAGACCGAUGCAACCAUGCUUCCACGCGAGCUGGUGGAGCAGAUCCUGUCCUACUGCGAUGGAUACACUCUGUAUAGGGCAAGGGGAGUCUGCAAACUUUGGAAACAGAGUGCCGACUAUCUCAUCCAAAAGAACCAGCUAUGGGUGUGCUGUCAGCGCGAGAUGGGCGCCGCCACGCUGGACGCCAUGGCGGCCUCGGACUGCGACUGUGACGCCCAGUACCGGGCCUGGUACCGCCACUCGCUGCUGGGUGGAUGGCCCGUGGUGCAGAUGCCGCCACUGGCUCUCCCCGAGGAGGGAGUGCUCGCCGUCGCCUGUAUCGACGGUGACUGCAUGGUGAUGGCGGCCACCGCUGACGGCGUGGGUCUGUUCGACCUCUUCGGACAUCUGGCGUACAUGCUGCCCCACUGUACAAGCAGCUUUCCGAUCCGUCAGUUGGAGAUCACCCGGCCGCUCCCGGGUCUGGACGACCGUCGGAUGCUGGUGAUCGCGUACAGUAACAACAUUGUGCGCGUGUGCGGCCUGUGGCACGACGACGUGCGUAGCUCCAUGUCACCACUGGUGCCGCUGAUGACCCGCGAGGGACACGACAUCACUGUCAAUGCCUCCGAGGACCUGGUGUGCGUCUCAUAUCCGAACGAGGCCUGGCUGUACCGUGUUCGCGUCGGUCGGCUGACUGUGCGCGUGGACAUCCUGUGUGUUGUGGAGCUGAGCUCGAGCGGCGGCCUGGCCACUACUGCACGCUGCUGCGGACUGCGGAUGGCGUACAUGACAAUACGCGCCGGCGCCCUGGUCUGGUGUGACGCGACUGAACACUCGAUGGCCGCAAUGCUCGGCUCGCUGCCCUACCCUGCCAGGGUGCUCACGCCGCGCCGCAUUAGGCAGGCCGAUCCUCCCGCCGACGGCGACUCAGAGUUCCGGCCCAUCCGACCGGAGGACAUACGCGACCUGCACUUCAACGCCGGCAACUUCGUGGCCUCGCUCGGAACAGAGGUGGUGGUGGGCCACGCGGAGCUCGGCUCCCGCACGCUGGACGCGUUCAUGGCACUGCGGUCCCGCGUGUCCGCCUGCCUGCUGCACGGCCGACUGAUGGUGCUCGGAACAGAGAACGGCACACUGGCGGUGUAUUUCGUGCCCGACGAGCGCGCGCUGCUAUCUGUCGACCUGGCCUGCCCGGCUGGCCGUCUCCAGCUCACUACCGAGCCACUACUGCGACUGCGAGUGAUCGACCAGGCCGAGACAGUGCGUGUGUUCGCCCACGACGCGGCCGGCUGCCUGCACCACUGCUACUGGCGUCGGCCCGGCGCCGGUUACCGGCCCAGCCACGACCCGGCCGAGCCGCUGCUCACGCGCUGGAUCAACGUGCCGCGGGAGACGGCCGGCGGCCGCUGGUAGGCCGACACCGGACCGAUGGGAAGCUGAGGUCAGGUGGGUGGGUCGGCCCGGCCGAUCUGUAGGACCGAUCGUGGUGUGAGGGACAGUGUGAGCCUUCAGCGGGCACACGCCUGCUGCUGUGACCCCGCUCAGGGCCGCCUCGGGUACCCCGGCUGUGUGAAGGCGUCCUAUGAUAGCUGUGAACUAGGGCGCCGCUUUAGAAAGUUCUGUCAUGGUACCCCGGCUGUGUGAAGGCAUACUAUGAUAGCUGUGAACUAGGGCGCCGCUUUAGAAAGUCCUGUCAUGGUAGCCAGGGAAGAGUACCGCUGCCUCAUCCACACGGUUUUCAGAUCAUUGUGUCCGAUAAGCGGCAGACACGCUAUAACGCCUCUCAGUUUCUAUGAGAUCACUCAAGAGCUAGCUCGUGCUUUCAAAUGUGCCAGUUUUAUACGCGAAUCAACCAGCCCUUCACGUGGGUGGGAUAUGUACAAAGGAAGUCUUUUCAGCAAUCCCGCUGUGCUAGGUUUUGAGCGCAGCGUAUGUGUAGUUUGUGGACGGUACAUUUCCAACAAUUGGUGCCGUUUUGUGGUAGGAAGGAGGGGAGGGGAGAGGGGCAGUAGCUUGGAGUUGUUGCGACAUCGCUAUAUGAUGCCAGUUCUAACUUUCAGCUCUGGUGCAAAUCAUGUAACCUCGAUCUCUAUUCAGUUCAGUGCCAGAUAAUUUCAAAACAUAAGUUUGUUUACUGGUCGGUAUAAUUAUCGAUUUGUGUUUUACCGCUCUUUUUUUUUAUAAAAAUCGCUCCCUUUUUUAAGUUUUAAAGCUCUCAAAACACACUAGGGCGUGCCUAACGCAAUGCUUUACCGAUAAGCCGGGCUGCUGCCUCAGAUGCGUGAAUAAAGUAAUGCGCAUUGAAGAUAUGCCGUACCAUUGUAAUACACAUUCGCUUUGCUCAUUUAUCUAGGCUGUAUGUUAUAUAGUUUUAUUUUGAUAAUGGCUGUUUUCUCCUCACACUUAACAUUACCUCUGAUAGAAUGUUUUCGUUGAAGGUUCCGUGGUUAAGAAGCUUGCAACAUGGUUGCGAGUGUAUCAGAACUUGUCUCGUGGAAUACAACUGACAAUAGUA
Molecule: messenger RNA, 2785 nt
Organism: Amphibalanus amphitrite
Lineage: Eukaryota; Metazoa; Arthropoda; Thecostraca; Balanomorpha; Balanidae
Exons: 9
Coding region: 304-1683 (459 amino acids)
Molecular function (GO): protein binding
Source: RefSeq, a predicted model, not a curated record